Prorocentrum cordatum is the source of this 519-nucleotide messenger RNA. NCBI's taxonomy places the organism in Eukaryota, Dinophyceae, Prorocentrales, Prorocentraceae. The record is from the annotation of a GenBank genome assembly.
GACCAGACGAGCCAGCCGCCGCCAGAGGAGGCGGGCAGUUUGGACAGAGGUCACGGGUACAAGUACAACGUUAAGAACACCUUCAUCGACGUACAAGACGACGCGACGCCCAUGGGCAAUCCUUGGCGCCGCGCGAUGCUAGGUUUAGCAACGAGGCCGGCCUGGCCUUCAAACCUGGCGCGCGGCGCGCGCGCGCGCCCGCGCCAGCCCGCUCCGCUGUCCGCGCCUUCGGUGGGCUCGGCGGAGCACGGCAAGACGGGGCCGGACGGCCUGCCGGUGUGCCAGCCGUGCGCCUGGUUCUACAAGGAGACCGGCUGCAAGAACGGGCAGACCUGCCGUUACUGCCACCUCUGCCCGAACGGGGAGCUCAAGAAUCGCAAGAAGAUGAAGAUUGCGCGCCUGCGCAACCAGGACCUGACGACAGCACCCCAAAGGGGAGCCCGCAGUGACGCCGCGCGGCCCCCUGCUUGUCUGUGUAUACGGCCGGAAGUCGGGGAACAAGCGAUGGCUGAACCAUAA